AUGUUCCGCGUUCCUGUCGACGGUUUUGCCGCUUUCAGGAGGGGUUUCCACCUUUUCCCGACCGGGGUGCGCGGCGUCACCGACGCCGGCCUCAAGCCGCGCCCCAUCCGCACCGCGGCCGUGCUGGGCGGCGGCCUCAUGGGCAGCGGCAUCGCCACGGCGCUCGCGCUUGCGGGGGUGGACGUGCUGCUGAAGGAGGUCAACCAGCAGUUCCUGGAC
Messenger RNA from Monoraphidium neglectum, 219 nucleotides. RefSeq lists its product as hypothetical. NCBI's taxonomy places the organism in Eukaryota, Viridiplantae, Chlorophyta, Chlorophyceae, Sphaeropleales, Selenastraceae. Gene Ontology annotation, cellular component: peroxisome. The transcript has 2 exons. The annotation marks the transcript as partial. Gene Ontology annotation, biological process: fatty acid beta-oxidation. The record is from RefSeq and is a predicted model, not a curated record. Gene Ontology annotation, molecular function: (3S)-3-hydroxyacyl-CoA dehydrogenase (NAD+) activity; NAD+ binding.